AGAUGAGAUGAUUAGUCCAUUUUAAAAAUGGCGUUGGUUUAGGCAGAAAUGUGAUGUCUUUGUUUUUGUGAUGCCUUGUUGGAUACUGGAGAAAAUUUCGUAAUGUUAGACGAAGUAGAGGAGUUUACGUUUAUCCCUCCCCCAGAAGCUCCCGUGUUUGAGCCCACAGAGGAGGAAUUCCAGGACCCUUUAGCUUACAUUGCCAAGAUAAGACCUUAUGCCGAGAAAACAGGCCUUUGCAAGAUUCGGCCACCCCCGGACUGGCAACCACCCUUUGCGGUGGAUGUAGAGAAUUUUCACUUUACUCCGAGAAUCCAACGUCUCAAUGAACUAGAGGCAAGGACACGAGUUAAACUCAAUUUCCUUGAUGCUUUGGCAAAGUUUUGGGAAUUACAGGGCACCAUCUUUAAGAUCCCUCAGGUUGAACGAAGGAGCUUAGAUCUGUUUCGUCUUUACAAGACCGUCCAUGAAGAGGGAGGAUUUGAGCAUGUCACCUUCAAGAAAAAGUGGUCCAUUGUUGCAAGAAAGAUGGGGUAUUCUGUGGGUAAAUCAGCCCCUUCAUUGCUGAGGAUGAACUAUGAAAAGUACCUCUACCCAUAUGACAUCUUUCAAGUUGGUGCAUUCACUGGAGAAGCAGUGCCAACAGUUGAGCAGAUGAAGAAAGAUGUGAAGGACUUUGAGUAUACCCCAACACAAACCCUUAACACAAAUUACCAGGCCUCACGACGAACAAGAAGAGUCAAGAUUGAAGACACAGAUGAAUCCAUUGACUAUGACAGCAAUCCUGAACUUAAGAAACUCCAAUUCAUUGCCCCUGGGCCCAAAAUGGCAAAAAUAGUACCCAACCCACAAGAGCCUAAACUGAACUUCAAGCAAAUGGCUCUCAAAGCAAACAACCCUGCGUCUACAAAGCCAUCUAUUCCACUUGACCCCAAUGAGUCAUCCCCUGCAAAGUCAACCAGAACAAAGCACAAGGAUAGCAGUCAACUCAAAAUCGAGAAUAUCAACAUGGGUAAAGAGCCAGAGCUCACUAGAAGGCGACCAGUCCGCCAGGCCAGCAUUCGCAAGCUACAUAAAGCCAAGGGUCAAUGGGUCGAUGAGUAUGUGUGUCAAGUCUGUACUAAAGGGGAUUCUGAGGAUUCCAUGUUGCUAUGUGAUGGCUGUGAUGACAGUUACCAUACCUACUGUCUCAUACCACCCCUAACAUCAGUACCUAGGGGUGACUGGAGGUGUCCCAGAUGUGUGGCUGAGGUACUGGCCGAAUGCAAUAAGCCGGUUGAGGCAUUUGGCUUUGAGCAGGCCAAAAAGGUAUACUCCUUACAGUCCUUUGGUGAGAUGGCAGAUGAAUUCAAAAGGGAUUACUUCAAGAUGCCCCCUGAAGAAGUCCCUACUGAGAUAGUGGAGAAGGAGUUUUGGCGACUGGUGUGCUCUAUGGAUGAAGAUGUUCAAGUGGAGUAUGGUGCUGAUCUACACAGUGCAAAGCAUGGUAGUGGCUUCCCAAGGAAGGGGGAAACACAUACACCUGAGGAAGAGUUCUAUGCCAACUCAGCUUGGAAUCUGAACAACCUUGCUAAUCUGGAGAAGUCUGUCUUGAGCCACAUCAGUGCUGAUAUCUCGGGAAUGAAGGUCCCAUGGGUGUAUGUUGGGAUGUGCUUUAGUAGCUUCUGCUGGCAUAAUGAAGACCAUUGGAGCUACUCUGUCAACUACAUGCACUGGGGAGAACCCAAGACUUGGUAUGGAAUUCCUGGAGAUGCUGCUGAGGAAUUUGAGAUGGCAAUGAAAGAGGCUGCACCAGAGCUCUUUGAAGCCCAGCCUGACCUCCUGCACCAACUGGUGACCAUCAUCAGCCCUAAUGCCCUCACUGCCAAGGGGGUGCCUGUGGUCAGGACUAAUCAACAUGCUGGGGAGUUUGUCAUCACCUUCCCAAGAGCAUACCAUGCUGGCUUUAACCAGGGUUAUAAUCUGGCUGAGGCCGUCAACUUUGCCACUUCAGAUUGGCUUCCAAUUGGUCGUCAUUGUAUCAAUCAUUACCGUGAGAUGACCCGCAAUCCAGUUUUUUCUCAUGAGGAGCUUGUUUGCAAGAUGGCUGCAGACCCUGAUGGUCUAGAUCUUGACCUUGCCAAGGCAGUCUAUGAUGAGAUGCUGGCCAUAGUUGAGACUGAAACUAAGAGAAGGAAUACACUCCUAGAGAAUGGUGCCCAGGAAUUUGAGCGUGCAGAAGCAUUUGAACUUCUGCCUGAUGACGAACGACAGUGUCAGAUAUGCAAGACAACUUGCUUUCUGUCCGCAGUAACAUGCAAGUGCUCUGAGGAGAGAUUAACCUGUUUGGAUUGUGCAUCUGAACUUUGUGCCUGCAGGCCUUCAGACAAGACGUUGAGGUAUCGCUACACCCUAAAAGAACUUCCAUCAAUGCUGUAUCGACUGAAGCAAAGGGCUGAAUCAUUUGAUAACUGGGCUAGUGGAGUCAAAAGGAUUUUAGAGUUAGCAGACAACAAAGUCAGUGUCGCUGAGCUUAAGGAGCUAGUUACCACAGCUGAGCAGAGUCAGUUUCCAGAGUGUGACUUAUUAACCCUGUUGAAAGGGGCUGUGUCUGAGGCUGAGCGCUGUGCUAGUGUUGCCCUUCAGCUGGUUAGCAGAAAGCACAGGACCAGGCAUAAUCUACCUGCCACACACACGCCAGUGGCCAAACUAAGCCUUGAAGAGCUACAGGCCUUCAUGCAGCAGUUACAGGGCUUGCCUUGUGUGAUACGGGAGGCAGAUCUUGUGCAGGACCUUAUGAUGCAUGUAGAGAGUUUCCAGUGUGAGGCCCAGAAGGUCCUGCAAGAGCCUGUACCAGAUGUUGACAAGCUUCAGCAGCUGCUCGACACAGGGGGAGGGCUAGACGUAGAGCUGCCCGAGAUACCCAAACUCAAACAGGAAUUGUGCCAAGCACGGUGGCUUGACCAAGUUGGAAUCACCUUGGCCAAUACUGAAGUUGUAUCAUUUGACACAGUGUUGGAAUUGCUAGAAACUGGAGAAACGCUUACCCAAAGACCAGCUGUAGCCAAAGCUGUGAGCGAAUUAAAGGAACUUGUGUCCCUUGGCGAACAGUGGGAAGAAAAAGCAAAAUUGUGUUUGCAAGCCAGGCCACGCCAUGUAAUGGCCACUGUGGAAGCCAUUGUGAAGGAAGCAUCUAACGUACCAGUGUACCUGCCCAAUGUCAGUGCCCUGAAAGAGUCCUUGCGCAAAGCAAAGGAAUGGUCAGACAAGGUGGACCAAGUACAGAAUGAUGAGUACUACCCUUACCUCGAUGUAUUGGAGACCCUUGUGAUGCGUGGGAGGCCCAUACCUGUGCGACUGGAGCAACUGCCGCAGAUGGAGUCGCAAGUAGCUGCUGCCAGGGCCUGGAGGGACAGAGCUGCUAGAACAUUCCUCAAGAAGAACUCACAGACUCCUCUACUUGAGAUUCUCUCCCCAAGGAAGGACAUAGGGUCGUACAAAUCGUGUCCAAAACUCAGGAAAAAACGGGAAAAGGAAAAGGAGAAAGAUAAGGAAAAAGAGAAAGAGGUGAUCUUAGACUUCGAAGCAUUAGACAAGUUCAUAGGGCGUAACCCAAUGACUCAAAUCGCCGAGUUUAGGGAGGCCGAGGCGGCAGAGCUUGAAGCCAUCAGAAAACUACGGGUGAUGCACGCUGAUCGACAAAAUGAGGAGGACGCUAGUAAAAGACCUAUUGAACAUACUGAUGGACAAUACUGCGUGUGCAGGCGAGGCCCCGAGGGGUUCAUGCUGAUGUGCGAACUCUGUAAAGAGUGGUUUCACAGUUCUUGCGUGCCUCUACCACGCACGCAAAGUGGUAAGACAGUAGGUAAAGGAUCUGCGGGCAUUGAAGCAGCCAAGGAACUCAAGUAUACUUGCGUGCUAUGUCACAGAUCAAGACGACCGAGACUAGAGACAAUUCUAUCCCUGCUGGUGUCACUACAGAAGCUUCCUGUGCGACUCCCGGAGGGAGAAGCCCUCCAGUUUCUCACAGAACGUGCUAUGAACUGGCAGGACCGUGCCAGACAAUUACUAGCAGACACAGACAUCUCAAAUAUCCUUACUAGUCUCAAUAAACCAGAGGAGCCAGCCAUUUCUGGUGUAUCGGCAGAGAAUCUGUCUGCCUCAGCUGCUUUGCUGCGUCUUGCUCAGACAGCCCCGGAGCCUGCUACAACAGGGGCGGAUACUCCAUCUGAAAGCCCAGCAAAUGAAGGGGCCCCUCCUGCAAAGAAGCAGCUGAGAAGACCGGGUAUUGUGUUGUCAGAUGAGAAGAAGAUGGCGGUAAAAGAGAUGAUGAUGGAAGGUGACCUAUUGGAGGUUACGCUUGAUGAGACGGAGCAGCUGUGGAAAGUUCUACUCAGCCAGCGGACUGUCGAAGACCACGACCACAAGUCAUUUGCUGUUAAACCCGAAAAGGAUAAGACAAAGCGCAAGCGCCGUAAGAAGGAAGUAGACGAAGAGAAGGGCAAACCAGCUCGACGUCCAUCUUCCUCCUCUUCCACCACGAACGCUUCUGAACCUGCUGUCCCAAAGAAACGGCGAAGGAAACAGAAACUCAAAUUACAAGAAGAGCUAGUGAAUGUGGAAGAUGAUGACGAGGAGGAGGAUCCUUGUGCAGCCGCCUCAUGUUCUCGCCCAAUUGGGGAAGAAGUGGGAUGGGUGCAGUGUGAUCAGUGCGAGCGAUGGUACCAUCUGGUAUGUAUUGGGCUGAGUUCCGAGCGUGCAGAAGCAUUAGACUCGUACCACUGCAAGCUGUGCACAGGUCAGGUAGUAAACCUCACCAGCACUGAGAGCCCGUUGCCGGAAUCACCGGACUCGGUGACUGUGGACGUAGACAGUACAACUCCUAAUGAGCACACGCCCUCUGCCUCUCCGCCCAGGAGGGAGAGCGCUAGUGGGUCUGAGGAGGGGCAGGCUAUGUGUGUUGACCUUGUAGCUCCAGCUGAGACAGAGGUUCCAGUAAACCCUCCACCGCAGGUGCAUGUACAGGUCGCACAGCAUUCAUCCUGAUAACCAGGGCUUGUGAAUAAAAGUUAAUGAUAAUUAUUCGGUAGCGAUCGAGCAUAUAGACGUUUGGAACUGUCCUCGGUUUCGUUUGCUCUAGAUAAAUCCCUUCGCUACGAAAGAUUGACCGCCACUAAAGCUAUGUAGCUAAUUAUUUAUACUUUGUACAUAACUAAAAAAAACUGCUUAUUGAAUGAUUACUCGAUCAUGGCUUAACGUAGUUAUCUAAAAGUCUGAGAAAUCAAUAAGAGACUUAAUGAAUCUAUUCAAUAUCGGACAAUAUGCUUUAUUUCUCGUUCAAUAUUGACUGUAAAUACGUUUCAAGGUGUUAUAUAUAUAUGAUAGUGGUGGUAGUUUUGCUUUGCCAUCUAUUAAUGACGAAUAGUCGUCCAGCCCGUGAUAUGCAUAAGCGCCAUGCAAGUUGUAGUUAGGUCUCAAGAAGUCGGCGUAAUAUCUUAUUCCGCCACUGACUCGUGCCCUACUAUUAGUGUACUACGGUACACACGCAUAUCACGGGGGAAAGUCGCCGCUAAACGAUACCUGCAAUUUGGCUGAUACAACCACAGUUGAAAUAAAAAUAUCUUCGAGGAAA
Messenger RNA from Nematostella vectensis (starlet sea anemone), 5611 nucleotides. RefSeq names its product lysine-specific demethylase 5A. NCBI's taxonomy places the organism in Eukaryota, Metazoa, Cnidaria, Anthozoa, Actiniaria, Edwardsiidae. Gene Ontology annotation, molecular function: histone demethylase activity; DNA binding. The transcript has 24 exons. Gene Ontology annotation, biological process: chromatin remodeling. Gene Ontology annotation, cellular component: nucleus. The coding region runs from base 103 to 5025 and encodes 1640 amino acids. The record is from RefSeq and is a predicted model, not a curated record.